This is a messenger RNA of Exophiala oligosperma, 4556 nucleotides long. RefSeq lists its product as uncharacterized. The transcript has 2 exons. The record is from RefSeq and is a predicted model, not a curated record. Gene Ontology annotation, biological process: transmembrane transport. The coding region runs from base 565 to 4533 and encodes 1322 amino acids. NCBI's taxonomy places the organism in Eukaryota, Fungi, Ascomycota, Eurotiomycetes, Chaetothyriales, Herpotrichiellaceae. Gene Ontology annotation, cellular component: membrane. Gene Ontology annotation, molecular function: ABC-type transporter activity; ATP binding; ATP hydrolysis activity.
CUUUCAUCAUCGACGUCUGCAUCAACACCGGACACAAGACGUUACCAUGCUCAUCGCAAACCUCUUUUCACAUAUCGACGAUCACCUAGAUGGAUGGGCAAUGUUGCCUGAAGCCGAUAUCGGUAGACGUCACUUGGCGUUGUUUGUGGACGCUCUACGGAUACGCGAAGAUGGGACUUAAAAAUUACCAGUGAAAUACCCACCGCCCGUCAGACGCCGACUUGCCAGAUGGUAACAAUACUGUAUUCGCCCUAACGAUGAAUCGACAUGUAAGCUCAAUUAGUAUGGGGCUUGAACAGACGUAUCCCACCUCCACAAUGGUGCAGGAUGGUAGCACAGGGACUUGUACCUGUCUUGCGAUGUUUCCACGGCAGAUUUUUUCCUGUGGUCAGGAUCCGAGGACGCACAGCAUCAAUUCAAUCGGGGUGCUGAAGGUCAUAGAAUCAAAUACGAAUACUCGAAAGAAUACUUCCUGGAAUUCUCGCUUUUGACGACCCAAGACAAUACUAGCAUGGUCUGAUCAAGUUUACUUUGUUCUUGGAGUGUCUGAGGCUAUGAAACAACAUGUCGUUCCUCCGCAAGUCAUUUCGCUAUACUCAAUUACUCGUCUCGGCCGAACCGAGCAGGCUUGAUAUUCUAUUUCUGGCUAUAGGCACCCUCUCGGCCAUUGCUUCUGGCGUUCCUUUCCCGCUGAUUGGUAUCAUCUUUGGUCAAUUGAUCGACGACUUCAAUUCAGCCACGUGUGAUGUACAGGAACAGAAUUCUGAUGCUCACGAUUAUCAAGGAAACGUUGACUCCAGGAUCCUGCUCAUAUUGUACCUGGCCAUCGCUCAGUUUGUCUUGAUCUAUACACAUCUAUCAUGCUGGAGUUUGAGCGGCGCACGGCUUGCACAGCGAUUGCGAGAGAGCUACCUGAAAAACCUUCUCCGACAAGAGCCUUCUUUCUUCGACAAUGUCACUCCAGGCGAGGUUGCGUCUCGCCUCAAUGGGGACAUUCAAACCAUUCGAUCAGGAACUUCUGAAAAAGUCGGCAUCUGCAUUUCAAGUGCCUCCUUCUUUGUGACGGCAUAUAUCGUGGCUUUCAUAAAGGACACAAAGCUGGCAGGCAUGUUGGUAUGGCUGCUCCCAGCUUACUUUAUCAUGUCAUUUGUGGGCAGUCACUACAUUGAGAAAUACUCGGAGCUGGUCUCAACCCAUGCUGCUUCUGCAGCCUCCAUCUCGGCCGAAGCACUCUCCAAUGUCGUCGUUGUUCAUGCCUUCGGAGCCAAUUCUCGCCUCGAGAAGAUUUUCGCCCAACACCAAAGGGCCUCGGAACGCGAAGGUGUCAAGAAAGCAUUCGCAACUGGUGUACAGUCGGGUGUCAUGUAUUUCAUUGCGUAUGCCGGGAAUGCUCUCGCCUUCUGGCAAGGCAGCAAGCAAAUCGCGCGCGUUGUUCGUCUCGAUUCUUCCGGCGCGACUGUCGGCAAAGUGUUUACCGUAAUAUUCGUCAUGGUUGAAGCUACACUUAUACUUAGUCAGGUCGCUCCUUUCAUACACAUGUUUAGUGCAGCCUCAGCUUCGUUCCAAACAAUCCGUGCCGACAUGGAACAUCAAUCAACCAUUGAUGCAACUUCAGAGGACGACGGUGAUGCCAUAGGCGACGUUGAAGGUUCUUUCUCUUUGAAACAAGUCUCUUUCGCGUACCCAUCACGACCAGACACGUAUGUACUCAAAGAACUGGAUCUCGAAAUUCCCGCAAGGAAGCACACAGCGAUUAUCGGAAUGUCAGGUAGUGGGAAAUCAACCAUUGCUGGGUUGCUUACUCGACUCUACGAUCCCAGCGGAGGGCUGGUUCUGCUUGACGGGAAAGACCUACGAAGCCUUAAUACGCGACAGUUGAGGGGCCAUAUUGGCUUGGUCCAACAGGAGCCUGCACUAUUCAAUCGCUCAAUCCUGGAAAAUAUUGCUCAUGGGCUGGUCAACUCCCCCCAUGCAGAGCAUGAGAGACUGAAGGAAGUCCUACUAGGGCCUGAACUAUCCAUUCUCGCAGAGUGCAUUCGGAACGGCGAAGAUAUGCUCGUUGCAGCCGAGAAGCAAGGUCCUCUUGUCACGGAAGUUGCUCGACUCGUCCAACACGCCGCCACUUUAGCCGAUGCUACCAACUUCAUUACUUCGCUCAAAGACAACUUUGGAACAAUGGUGGGCUCAGGUGGUCGGCUGGUGAGUGGAGGUCAAAAGCAACGCCUUGCUCUUGCACGGGCCCUGGUCAAGAACCCAGAGAUCAUUAUUCUCGACGAGGCAACGUCUGCUCUGGACUCGGCAAGUGAACAGCGGAUUCAAUCUGCAGUAUCGAGAGUGGCUGCGGGGAGGACAAUGGUCACGGUUGCACAUCGUUUGGCAACAGUCCGUUACGCCCACAAGAUCAUUGUCCUGAAAGAAGGUAAGAUCUUGGAGGAGGGAGAUCAUGCUACAUUGAUUGCCAAAGGAGGUGCAUAUGCCAGCCUGGUUCAAAUGCAAAGCGUCAAAACAACAUCCACUGAAGAGGACGAGUUACUGCAGGACCUCCGUAGUCGAUCAAGUACUGCAAGUGAUAGCAUCGAAGAGAAACGACCAGACCAUACGACUCAGCAAGAGGUGAAGUUUGCAGAUCCCCAACAAGACGAGUCCGGAGACGCCGAGGACGAAGAACUCCCCCCAUCAGCGAGGUCACUGGCAUCGGUGAUGGGCGGUCUCUCGCAUCUCGUGCGACCAUACGUCCUUGUCAUUCUGAUUGCACUAUUGGCAUCAAGCAUUGUCGGUGGCUCAUUCUCUGCGGAAGCAGUCAUCUUUGGAAACACUGUCGGGAGACUCAACCCUUGCAAGACUGAAUCGAGUAUUCGAUCUGCAGGCAACUUCUUUGGUCUGAUGUUCUUCGUACUUGCAAUAAUCGAGUUCUUCGCAAACAUGAUCAGCUGGACAGCGUUCGGCUGGCUGUCGGAGAAAUUGCUCUACAUCGUUCGAGUUUUGUCCUUCCGCUCGCUCUUUGAACAGAGCCUUCAAUGGCAUCAAUCCGACGAGCGAACCCCUGCUAAACUACUGUUGUACAUCACCAGAGACGGCAGCGCUCUGGCCGGACUGAGUGGAUCAGUUCUGGGCACGAUAUUCUCGAUCUCGGUCAACUUGGUGGUUGCUAUUGUCUUAACGCAUAUCAUCGCCUGGAAGAUAGCGCUGGUAUGUCUGUCUCUGGUACCUCUUCUCCUCGGCGCCGGCUUGAUGGAACUCAGGGUCCUGGGACAAUUCGAGGAGAAACAUGAGACCGCUUUCGCAAAAUCAGUUGACAUCAGCGUGGAGGCAAUCACGGCCAUCAAAACCGUUGCAGCACUCGGCCUUGAGAAGGAGACUCUGGUGACAUACCGCCGCUCGCUCAAAGGUCCACGGAAGGAGACAACGAGAGUGAGUCUCUACGCCAGUCUGUGGCUAGCUCUCAUGUACUUCCUGGGCAACAUGGUGAACGCCUUGGCCUACUGGUGGGGAUCGAAACAGAUUAUAUCUGGAGCCUACACGCAGACUCAGUUCUUGAUCGUGGUUUUCUCGCUCUUGGUGAGUGCCAUGCUUUGGAGUCAAAUGUUUGCCCUGGCUCCAGAGCUGUCCAAUGCCCGCGCUGCUGUAGCCAGAAUCUUGGAUCUCAUCGACCUAGGCUCGACAAAAGAUCUCAAAGGCUCAGACAUCAACAAAACUUUACCAGAACCAUCCGAGAAGGAUAUUGAGGCUUUCGGGGAAGGAAAGGUCUCACUGAGCUCUUCCAACGUGGGUGGCUCGAGUGUAGCUUUCCAUGAUGUCACGUUCUCAUACCCAGCUCGACCCGAUAUGAAAGUCCUACGAGGCUUGAACUUGAGCAUCCAACGUGGUAAAUUUUGUGCAUUAGUUGGGCCAAGUGGAGCUGGCAAAUCGACAAUCAUUGCGCUCUUGGAGGGCAUGUUCAGACCUCAAUCCGGAUCGAUCCUGAUUGACGGGAGUGAUAUCACAAAACACAAAGAAAUCUCAUUCCGAGACGAGAUAUCUCUAGUUCCGCAAGACAGCGUCCUCUUCGAAGGCACGGUCGCCUUCAACGUCGGACUCGGUGCCCGGCCUCACGAAGAAGCCUCGCGAGCUGAUAUUGAAGAAGCAUGCAGGCUCGCUAACAUUCAUGACACCAUCAUCGGCUUACCACAAGGAUACGGCACUCUUUGUGGGCCAAACGGAAGCCAGCUAUCCGGAGGACAGAGACAACGACUCUCGAUCGCCCGUGCUUUGGUCCGCAAACCUCGACUUCUUAUCCUUGACGAGUCGACCAGUGCAUUGGACGCAGAGUCGGAAACUUUGCUACAGGAAGGUCUUGCCAAAGCUGCUCGAGGGAUCACUGUCAUUGCCAUCGCUCACCGUCUGCACACGAUCAAGCAAGCGGAUAUCAUAUUUUUGAUCGAAGAAGGUAAAUGCAUAGACUACGGAUCACAUGGGGAAUUAUUCCAGAGGUCUGAGAGCUACAGGAGCAAUGUGCUACACCAGACUCUGGGAGAUGUGGAACAAGUAGCAUAGAAGCAUGAGAGUUACGUCGAGAC